UUGCAUACUUAAAUUUGAGCUCUUAUGUAGAUUUAAACUCAGCAAAUUAUAUAUUUCUUUUAGAAAUUUCCACUUUGAUUUUUAAUGAACAAUGGUGCAUUUAGAAAGAACAUUUAACAUCUGAAUAAUUGUCUUUUUCUCUGUAGAUGAGGCAGUUGGAACCCAGCCACUAUGGCCUACAACUUCGAAAAUUAGUGGAUGAGAACGUUGAGUACAGUAUUCCUGCACCGUAUGAAUAUAUGCAAGAGCAGGUUUAUGAUGAAAUAGAAGUCUUUCCACUAAAUGUUUAUGGCGUGCAGCUCACAAAGACCGGGGGUGUGUCUGACUUCGGUCUUUGUUGCUGCACCCGGGCUUUCCCUAGUUGCGGGUUUGCAGUGACCGCGCAGGUGGACGGCCACCAGCAUCUCAGCCGCAUUUUUAUAAGUGAUGUUCUCCCGGAUGGCCUGGCAUAUGGGGAAGGGCUGAGAAAGGGCAAUGAAAUCAUGACCUUAAAUGGGGAAGCUGUGUCUGCUCUUGACCUCAAGCAGAUGGAGGCCCUGUUUUCUGAGAAGAGUGUCGAGCUCACUCUGACUGCCAGGCCGCCGGACACAAAAGCAACUCUGUGUUCUUCCUGGUCAGACAGUGACCUGUUCUCAAGGGACCAGAAGGGUCUGCUGCCCCCUCCUAACCAGUCCCAACUCCUGGAGGAAUUCCUGGAUAACUUUAAAAAGGAUACGGCAAAUGAUUUCAGCAAUGUCCCUGACGUCACAACUGGCCUGAAAAGGAGUCAGACUGAUGGCACGCUGGAUCAGGUCUCCCACAGGGAGAUGGAGCAACCGUUCAGGAGUGCUGAGCAGAUCGCCGCGCUCUGUAGGGGUUAUAACGACACGCAGACCGACGGCAUGGAAGGACCAAGGGAGAGUCAGGACCCGCCUCCGAGGCCGCUGGCUCGCCACCUCUCGGAUGCACAUCGCCUCCGAAAAGUCAUCCAGGAGCUCAUGGACACAGAGAAGUCCUAUGUGAAGGUAACAGAAGAUGCUGUCACAAUUUCCUGCUCCCCUCCUGUGACAGCCAGCUGUAUGUAUGUUGGCAGGGGUCUCCAGGUAUCUGCCGGGGACCCGGCCACUCACCAGGCAGAUGCCUGCUCCUUGAAGUGGCGAGCUGCUGAAGGGGAGGGCGAGAGGACGGAAGAGCUGAGAGGGCUCGCAAAAAUUAGAUUCCCCGGUCGUUUUGUUACCAAGGUAGCUUUCACUAUGGAAACAGAUGUUCUGGUUUGUCAUUUGCAAUCUGUGGGACGGGAGCCUGUACCGGUUUAGGGAAAGGGGGAACGGAGAUCACUUUAGGCGUUGAGGAACCAGGGAAUAGCUCGUCUGCAAGCAGCUGCCGGAACGGGCUCCGGAGGGCAGGCGGUCACCGCGCAGGACAGAGCCCC
Messenger RNA from Physeter macrocephalus (sperm whale), 1411 nucleotides. RefSeq names its product TIAM Rac1 associated GEF 2 (gene TIAM2). Gene Ontology annotation, molecular function: protein binding; guanyl-nucleotide exchange factor activity. Gene Ontology annotation, cellular component: synapse; membrane. The record is from RefSeq and is a predicted model, not a curated record. The coding region runs from base 147 to 1295 and encodes 382 amino acids. Gene Ontology annotation, biological process: small GTPase-mediated signal transduction; positive regulation of axonogenesis; activation of GTPase activity. NCBI's taxonomy places the organism in Eukaryota, Metazoa, Chordata, Mammalia, Artiodactyla, Physeteridae. The transcript is spliced from 7 exons.